Selaginella moellendorffii is the source of this 960-nucleotide messenger RNA. RefSeq names its product peptide-N4-(N-acetyl-beta-glucosaminyl)asparagine amidase A. The record is from RefSeq and is a predicted model, not a curated record. The transcript is spliced from 4 exons. NCBI's taxonomy places the organism in Eukaryota, Viridiplantae, Streptophyta, Lycopodiopsida, Selaginellales, Selaginellaceae. The coding region runs from base 1 to 960 and encodes 319 amino acids.
AUGACCAUGUUUAAAAGGAGUGAUGAUCGACGGAUCGGUGGUGAGCGAUAUUGUCCAGCCGAUCGACAUCCCAAAGGACGCUGUCAAAUGCGCUCACCCCCUCGUCAAUGCCGAGUUCUCGGGAGCUUCUCCGCUGAUCGAGGUGAGUUUCUCAUCAUGGUUUCUCACACGAAGAACGUUUCCAUCCAGACUAGCUACGCGCCUUCCACCCAAUGCGGGAGCGCUUGGACCAAGAUCGUCCUCGAGCUCACCGGUUUUUGCAAGGGAUCGUCCAAGGAGCAAAAAAUCGGUGGAGUGUGGCUGGGUGGCGCUCAGAUCCUCCACGCGAGCACCCCUCUCCCGACACCGGAGGGGACAAACUGGACGAUCCAAAGGGACGCCACCAGUUUCGAAUCUCUCUUUCUAUCCAGCUCAAAUCUCUCGCUCAUCUUCUUGGAUGUCACCGCCUCCUCCUCCACGAACUCGUCACUGCCAUCGACGAAAUCUUCCUACAGAAUUAGCGUCACAGCCAACUUCUACUUGUUCAAGGAAUCCACAGCCGAAAUUAUCGAUCAAGCUCGCGGAAGUCGCCGAUUCUUCUCACCCCUGGCAGGAACAUCGGCCGGAAUCCUCCGCCAUGGUGACCCUCCGACCGUCGUCAGUGCUCGCUUGCAGGUCUUCGUUUCCUCGCAUGGUGACGACGAGUUUUGGUACAAGAAGGGAAGCUCCCCGGAGAUGCGAGAGUUGGUGGUCAUUCUCGACGGUGCUGUGGUGGACGCGAUCUGGCCGAGCCCGGUGAUCUACAGCGCUGGGAUCAAUGCAUCCUACUGGGAGUCUGUUGGAUCCAUCGGUGCCUUGAACUCUCCUGGCUACGACGUCAUCUUGGACGCGUUUGCUCCUGUUCUAGCCGAUGGAAAGCCCCAUAAGCUUGGAUUUCGAGUGACCGGAGCCACCAGCAUCUGGGUGCCAGAUUUAGUAUAA